CAUAAUAUAGCCAAUCAACAGACAAAUGUUUUGAAAAUGGUUAUUCUAAAUUUAUUUUCCAUUUUAUAACUAAAUUAUUAAACCAUUAUUGUAAUUUUUAUGAGACUUGUUUUACCUUCAAAAACGUAAACCCAUCUUCUAUGAAAACAAAGCACCAAAGGAUGUAACAGUUUCUCAAAAUAAACAUGUGACAAUUCCAUGUGAAGCUAGGUCAGCUUCUGGGGAGACACCUCCAUCGUCAGCAGUUUGGUAUGUUAAUGCGAGACAGAUUGGACCUCAUACAAACAGAAACAAAAUUAUUGUCAAGGCUAAUUCUCUAACAAUCAAAUCCGUCCAAAAACCAGAUGAUAUUAUGUGUGUCGUGUGUAUAGUUUCUAACUCUGUUGGACAAACGAUGGGUGAAGCUUGUGUCAAUGUUAUUUUGCCUAUUUAUUUAGCAAAGCCAAUCAAUGCUAAUCAAUAUAUAGCUUACGGAAACUCUAUAGACUUGACAGUACUAGCAAAAUCUGACAUAUCCCAACAACUGAAUUACAAGUGGACUCACUUUAGAAACAAAAGUGACCUUGUUGGGGAAGAACCAAAGUUUACCUUCUCUGAUCCAAUGAAAAAUGUGGCCUAUAUAAAUACAUUUGGUAUGAGUGAAGCAGAAUAUGAAUCUGUUGGUGGUGAAUAUGUGGUGAACAUCUCUCACCUCUAUGAUUACAGAAUUGAACGUAUUCAUGUCACACUUCAAUACAAGCCUGCUCUAGACGAUAUAUCUGGCCAAUCAAAGUUACUACCCAGGAUGUACCUCUACUUUUUGACAAGUCUGACUUAUGUGCUGACAACUGCGAAGGCAUAAGACUUAGGAACAAAAUAUACCAAAUAAUCAUGAAUUACAAUAUAUGUAAUAAUCAUUUUUAUAAUCUACAAAAGACAUGUUUAUAAACAGAUGCAGCAUACAAUUUUUAACAAUUUUAAAUUAAAUCCUCCAGCCUGUUGUAUGCAUUAAAACUAUUGUGUACACAUUUUUACAAGCAUCGCACUUACGUACGCAGAACUAACAAGGGAAAUUCUAUGCAUUUUUUGUCAAUAAAUGUAUUAUACACAAUUAAUGCUGUCAAUUGUUAGAAAUAAAUUAUCUUAUAAGGCACUUAUUCGAAGAUUUUUAUGGAAUUAAAAUUCUAGACGUGGCAAAUCCCUACUAUGAGCUUCCUCUGUAAAGGUAUUUGUCAGAGGUUGUAGAUUUGGUCAUGGCUCGUUUACCCGAGCACCCCCCCCCCCGACAGUCUAUCAGCUAAUAUAUUAGUCAAAUACCAAGAGAACAAGUAAUGGCAAUAUAUUUUAACGUAUACUAGUUAACAUCAAGAGUUUAUAUAACAAAGAUUUAAUGAUUCAAUGAUAAAAUAUGACACGGAUGAUGACUAUACAUAAUAUUUAAAACUAUAUCAACGCGACUAAGUCAUGUGCAAAUAUACAACAUAGUUAACAUGCAAGCCUAGUUACAACAGUCCACUCUGUCGCGAAACCCACAAUACAACGGCUGAUUGCCAAGUAAGUUUAAUAUACCCUGUAGGGCUUUUGAGGUCAAAACCCCCUCUUCGAUAAAACAAAAAAUAAUUCAACCGACAGUCACCAAAUUCCAUGAGCGAAGCCAAGAGAUAUUUUAAGUUUAAAACUCCUUCCAAUUUUUUUUUUUACUAUAAAACGCCCUAUUCAGUAUAAGACUAAAGCAUACAACAGUCACAAGAUUCUAUAAGAGUAGCAAAAAAAAAAAAACAACAACAACCCUCCAGAUGGCUUUAAGUUAACCCACACCCCAGAGAGUUUUGAUUUUAAAACUCCAUCCAGCGGGAUUUGAAACUAAAAGCCAUCCCUUCAAUGUAACAUUAAAGAAAUAAAUACAGUCACAAAAUUCUAUGAUAGUAGCGAAUUUAUAGUAUACUAGUUUAAUCCCACCGUCCUGAAGGCUUUAAGUUUAACCCCCCUCCAGAUGGUUUUGAGUUUAAAAAAAAAACCUACAGAGAGUUUUGAGGUUAAAAACUCCCUUUUCAUUAUUCUUCUAAAGCAAACUAACAGUCACCAAAUUUUAUAAGCGUAGCUAAGUGGGUUUCGAGUUUGUUAAAAAAAAACAACACAUAUAUUUUUAUUUAAAAAAAAAAAAGAGAUUUGACGAUAAAACUUCCCUUUUCGAUAUAAAAUCUAAAGCAAACUACAGUCACUAAAUUCCAUAAGCGUGGUUAGGGGUUAUACAUUUCUACCAGUGCAGUAAAUAGCAGAAUUGGUGUUUUGAACUAAAAUUAUUUUAUAUACCGGAAAUAGUGCCCCUAAUCCUAGUCCUAAGAGUGAUAAUCUAUUUUUUAACGAAAUAGUCUAAAUACAAGCUUGUCAGUAAAAAGCUAAAAAUUAACAAACCUUUUUUUUUUUGAAGUCGAAACAUAAAAUCAUUCAUUUGCAUCAUACUUCACUUCGUUUCCAUUUUUACUCUGUACAAAACUGUCAGCUGUUGAUUCUUUAGUUCCGUGCAUGAUUAUACUUUCUAAAGGCCAAUAUUUUAUCGUACAUUUUAUUAUGGUUUAUUCCCAAUCCAGUUUUGAAUCACUUUGAAAUCCAGAGCAGUCCACAACACUGCAGUGGAGAAGCCGGGGUUUUGGACCCCGUGGGCCUUUAGGGGCCCUGAAUUUUGACAUUCGACAUUAUGGUAUGAGAUUAUGGCGUAAUAUUUAUAUUUAAUGUAAAACAAAUUUCGGACACUCAUUUGGGAGCUCCCUAAAGUGGGGGCCCGGUGAGAUUUUCAAAUUUUAAAAUCUGCCUUCCCCCCCUUCCCUAACUACGCCACUGCAACAGUGCCAAUUGAAUCCCACAGAGCCUGAGAAACACUAAGGCAUCCGGCUCCGACAUUUAGCCCUAAAAGCAGGGAAGACCAUUUAUUUCCCACUACUAUUAUCACCUGACUGCAAGAUCAUCCUGAAUGUUUACUGAGAAAGCCAUCUCGACAUUAGUCCUUAUUCUAAACCUAUUGACCUAUAUCUGCGUUCACUGUAAGAUCACCUCUUCUUUUUUGUGUCUGUAAUAAACUUUUUUAUAAAAAUUU
Messenger RNA from Biomphalaria glabrata, 3073 nucleotides. RefSeq lists its product as uncharacterized. The record is from RefSeq and is a predicted model, not a curated record. The transcript has 4 exons. NCBI's taxonomy places the organism in Eukaryota, Metazoa, Mollusca, Gastropoda, Planorbidae. The coding region runs from base 353 to 841 and encodes 162 amino acids.